Talaromyces atroroseus is the source of this 4578-nucleotide messenger RNA. RefSeq lists its product as hypothetical. Bases 1 to 4578 code for a protein of 1525 amino acids. The record is from RefSeq and is a predicted model, not a curated record. The transcript is spliced from 3 exons. Gene Ontology annotation, biological process: glycogen catabolic process; glycogen biosynthetic process. Gene Ontology annotation, molecular function: 4-alpha-glucanotransferase activity; amylo-alpha-1,6-glucosidase activity. NCBI's taxonomy places the organism in Eukaryota, Fungi, Ascomycota, Eurotiomycetes, Eurotiales, Trichocomaceae.
AUGGGUUCUACACGCCAGGUCUAUCUUCUGCCUCUGAAAGAUGAUGGUACACCCGAUGUACCGGGCGGUUAUAUCUAUCUGCCUCCUCCGACAUCCCCCGCGUACUUGUUGCGCUUCGUGAUUGAAGGCACAAGCUCUAUCUGUAGGGAGGGCAGCUUGUGGGUGAACAUACCGGAAGAAGGCGCAGCUUUUGCUCGAUCAAGCUUCCGUCAAUUCAGUCUUCAACCGGACUUCAACAAGGAUAUUCACAUCGAUGUGCCCAUAACCCAGGCGGGUGCGUUCGCCUUUUAUACGACCUACUCGCCGCUUCCGAAUUUCACCGCUUCGAAUCUACCUUCGCCAAAGCAGGAAAAGACUGGCCUCCACUAUGUCGACGUGUCACCAUCAUUGGCUCUGCGAGGCGUGAACCUACCCUUGGAUGCGCUUUCCAUAUUUUCAGUUAUAUCUAAAUUCAUGGGAAAGUACCCAACAGACUGGGACAAUCAUUUACGCGGUAUAUCGCUACGAAACUACAACAUGAUUCAUUUUACACCACUGAUGAAACGAGGUACAUCCAAUUCACCAUACAGCAUCUACAAUCAACUAGAAUUCGACACAGCCUCGUUCCCUAACGGAGAGAAGGAUGUCGCAGAGCUAGUCAAAAGGAUGGACCAGGAAUACGGUCUGUUGGCAAUGACCGACGUUGUGUGGAAUCAUACAGCGAACAACAGCAGGUGGUUGGAAGAGCACCCGGAAGCUGGAUACAAUAUCCAAACAGCACCAUGGCUAGAAGCUGCUCUAGAACUCGAUAAUGCACUGCUCAAGUAUGGUAAUGGCCUGGAAAGCCUCGGUUUGCCCACCGAGUUUCGCAGUGUUGACGAUCUCUUGAAGGUUAUGAGCGGGAUGCACAAGCAUGUCAUUGACGAAAUCAAGCUGUGGCAAUUCUACGUUAUAGACGUGAAAGAAAACACUAGCCGAAUCGUAGAGGAGUGGACAAAGAGUUCAGAGCCAGUAGAGCUCAUUGUUGAUGUUAAAUCAUGGAGUCUAAAGCAAAAAGCAGACUUCAUUCGCCAACAUGGUCUUCCGGGAACAUCUCGACUUCUCGGGAGGUUCUCCAGAACUGUGGAUAAGAAGGUGGCCUCACGCUUGCUUAUUUCUCUAUUUGGGCCGAAAAGCACAAGCUCGACAGACACAUCUACGGUUGAAGCAGGACUAACACAAAUCCUUGACGAAGUUAAUCUCCCCUUCUAUAAGGAGUAUGACUCGGAUGUUACAGUAAUAUUAGAUCAAAUAUUCAACCGGAUCAAAUACGUUAGGAUCGAUGAACAUGGGCCCAAACUAGGGCCGGUCACCAUGUCCAGUCCACUGGUUGAAACAUAUUUUACCAGACUACCUGUCAAUGAGACCACCAAGCGUCACGAUUCUCGAUCGCUAGCAUUGGUCAACAACGGUUGGAUAUGGAAUGCCGAUGCUAUGAAAGACAAUGCUGGGCCAGACUCUCGGGCCUAUCUCCGCCGAGAAGUUAUUGUAUGGGGAGACUGUGUGAAGCUGAGGUACGGCUCAUCUCCUGAGGAUAAUCCAUUUCUCUGGGACUAUAUGGCCAAAUACACACGGCUUAUGGCGAAGUACUUCUCUGGUUUUCGAAUUGACAAUUGCCACUCCACUCCGUUGCCCGUGGCCGAGUAUCUCCUUGAUGAGGCACGUAAAGUCAGGCCAAAUUUGGCUGUCUUCGCUGAGCUCUUCACAGGGUCUGAAGAAACUGACUACGUCUUUGUCAAACGUCUCGGUCUUAGUGCGCUUAUUAGAGAAGCGAUGCAAGCGUGGAGUACCACUGAAGUUAGCCGGCUAGUACAUCGACACGGGGGACGACCGAUUGGAAGCUUCGAGUUAGAUCUUCCAACAGGGUCUUCUGGGACAUCAAAGGAAGGAGAAAUUGUCGUCCAUAUUCGUCAGAGUCCUGUCCACGCCUUGUUUAUGGAUUGCACACAUGAUAACGAAGUUCCGGCUCAAAAAAGAGAUGCAAGAGAUACAUUGCCCAAUGCUGCACUUGUCGCAAUGUGUGCUUCUGCAACUGGAAGUGUUAUGGGAUAUGACGAAAUAUAUCCCAAACUUAUUGACCUCGUCUCUGAGACACGUCUGUAUUCAUCCAAAUUCUCUGAGAGUGCUUCGAUUGAAGUGGGUCCGGGUGAAGGUGGCAUUGGUGGAAUCAAGAGACUUCUAAACCAGCUUCAUACCAAAAUGGGUAAAGAAGGAUACGACGAAACUCAUAUUCAUCACGACGGGGAAUAUAUUACCGUUCAUAGAGUGCACCCAAAGACAAGAAAAGGUGUCUUCUUGAUUGCGCAUACCGCAUUCCCUGGGUACGGAAAUGGAAAUGGUUCUCUUGCGUCGACUCAUAUAACCGGUACUCAUGCAAAGCUUAUUGGAAGCUAUAAGCUGGAAGUGGAUAAUAGUGAAGAGUCACGAAGCAAUGCCUUAGAAGACAAAACUUCUCUACGAGGCCUACCUAGCAGGGUGGUUAGUAUUGAAGGUGCUUCUGUCAAAAUCGAAGGAAAUGACUCUAGUAUAUCUGUGACAGAGAGCUUGGUCCCUGGAUCCAUCGCCCUACUUGAGACGUGGAUCCCAAGUGCUGAACACGCAGAUGGUUUGGAUAAUUACAUAACUAGCGGUGCAGAUGAGGCUUUCUCAAAGCUUGAUCUGAUCGAUCUCAACUUCUUCUUGUAUAAAUGCGAAGCCGAAGAAAGGGAUUCUAGUGACGGUAAGGAUGGGGUUUACAACAUUCCUAAUCAUGGACCCCUGGUUUAUGCUGGCCUUCAGGGCUGGUGGAGUCUCCUUGAGACGAUAAUUAGAUAUAAUGAAUUAGCACAUCCACUUUGUGACCAUUUACGCCAGGGUCAGUGGGCUUUGGAUUAUAUUGUGGGCCGCUUGGAAAGAGCGGUUAGUCAAGACAUCUAUAUUCGUCUGGAUUCCGCAGCAUCAUGGCUACGAAAACGCUUCGAUGUUGUCAGGACAUUGCCCAGCUUUCUGCUUCCGCGAUACUUUGCCAUUAUUGUGCAAAGUGCAUUCACGGCAGCAUGGCGACGGGGUAUUCAAUUAUUCAGCGAGAAUAUUCAGCAUGGACAACAGUUCAUCCAUCAGCUAGCAAUGGUUAGUGUGCAGCAGGUUGGCUACGUCAAGUCGGCAUCGGUGUGGCCGACCAAGAACGUCCCUAGCCUUGCUGCUGGUCUUCCACAUUUUGCCGUGGACUGGGCACGAUGCUGGGGUCGUGACGUUUUUAUCUCUCUUCGCGGCUUGCUUCUCUGCACCGGCCGCUUUGAUGAAGCUAAAGAGCAUAUAUUUGGCUUUGCCAGCGUUCUCAAACAUGGAAUGAUUCCUAACCUUCUUAGCAGCGGAAAACUUCCUCGGUACAACUCUCGAGACUCGGUCUGGUUUUUCUUACAAGCAAUCCAAGAUUAUACAAAGAUGGUCCCCAAUGGCAUACACAUUUUAGACGAAAAGAUCCCUCGGCGAUUUUUGCCUUAUGAUGAUACUUGGUUUCCACAUGAUGACCCAAGAGCAUAUUCCAAAACCUCAACGAUUAGAGAAAUUAUCCAGGAAGUUUUCCAAAGACAUGCAUCGGGACUUAGUUUCAGAGAGUACAAUGCUGGGCCAGCGCUUGAUGUUCAAAUGAAAUCACAGGGCUUCCAGAUAGACGUCAAGGUUGAUUGGGAAACCGGCAUUAUAUUUGGCGGCAGUCAGUUCAACUGCGGCACGUGGAUGGAUAAGAUGGGUGAAAGUGAGAAGGCCGGCAGUAAAGGCUUUCCGGGAACUCCGCGAGAUGGGGCGGCAAUAGAAAUCACUGGUCUAUGCUAUAGUGCUUUGCAAUGGGUCGAAAAGCUUCGUGCAGACGGAAAAUACGAGUAUGAGGGCGUUGACAUCGGAGAAGGCAAAUCUAUCGCGUUCGCGGAAUGGGCAUCGCGAAUCAAAAAGAACUUUGAACGAUGCUACUACAUACCUCUUGAUAGUAAAGAUGACGACAAAUACGACAUCGAUUCCUCUAUCGUCAACCGACGAGGAAUAUACAAAGACCUCUACAAGUCCGGCAAACCCUACGAAGACUACCAACUCCGGGCCAACUUUCCAAUUUCCAUGACCGUCGCACCUGAUCUCUUCAAUCCCGACCAUGCUCUUCAUUGUCUCUCAGUGGCCGACUCUGUGAUACUAGGCCCUACAGGUGUCGCUACCCUCGAUCCAUCAGACUUCAACUAUCGGCCCAACUACAACAAUUCAGAAGACUCGACCGACUUCACAACCUCAAAGGGUAGGAAUUAUCACCAAGGACCCGAAUGGCUCUGGCCUCGGGGUUACUUUUUGAGAGCUCUGUUGCAUUUCGACUUGUUGCGUCGAAAAACCGCACAUGAGCGCACGGAGACCUUCCAGCAGAUCACUAGGAGACUAGAGGGGUGCAAAGUAGCCCUCAAAGAAAGCCCAUGGAAAGGCUUGACAGAGUUGACAAAUCAGAAUGGGGCUUAUUGUGCAGAUUCGUCUCCCACCCAGGCAUGGUCAGCAGGAUGCCUUCUUGAUGUCUACUACGACGCUUCGAAAGUAACUUCUCAUUAG